Molecule: messenger RNA, 951 nt
Organism: Closterium sp. Naga37s-1
Lineage: Eukaryota; Viridiplantae; Streptophyta; Zygnematophyceae; Desmidiales; Closteriaceae
Source: the annotation of a GenBank genome assembly
AUGCCCCACAGACCAAUCUUCCCACUUCGCGCCCCGUCUUCCCCUCCCCCUUCCCGCCCUUCUCCACUUUCUCCGCACCUCGCCCCCUACCGCCGAACCCCUCUCGCCUGCACCCUGCUCCCUGUCCCCCGUUUCGCCCACUCCUUCCAGGCAAGCGCCAUUGGCGCAUCCCUCCCCGCGCGCGUGGCGCGCGAGGUGGCGCGGGAGCUGAAGGCGCUGCAGCAGAGCGUGCUGGAUGGCAUCCGGGUCAUCUUUAUCGCCUUUCCAUUUCCUUCCUCUUCCAUUUCGCCAACCUUCCCCCCAACCACCUUCCCCCUUUCCCACCUUCCCCCUCCCCCUUCCCCCCUCUUCCCCUCCCCCCCCCCCCCCUCGCUUAUCGUCGCGUUGCGCCGUGCCGAGUUAUCAUGCGCAGAGGGCACGCCGUACGAGGGCGGCGUGUUCCGCAUGAAGCUGCUGCUCGGGCGGGACUUCCCCAACGCCGCCCCCAAAGGCUUCUUCCUGACGCGCAUUUUCCACCCCAACGUGGCCAAAAACGGCGAGAUCUGCGUGAGCGUGCUCAAGAAGGACUGGAAGGCCACCCUCGGACUCAAGCGCGUGCUGCUGGUGGUGCGCUGCCUGCUGAUUGAACCUUAUCCCGAGUCCGCACUUAACGAGGAUGCUGGAAAGCUGCUUCUGGAGGACUAUAACGCUGGCAAAAAUCCAGCUGGGAGUGCCGGUAUUUCUCCAGCCCAUCACACACCCCUCGCAACCAAUCGGUCACUUGCAAACGCUGACUCAAGACUGCAGGCAAAGGCAGGAAAUGGUUCAGCAGCAGCAGCUGUGGAGGAGCCUGUGGCAGCAUCAGGCACGGGUGGUGGUGUGGUGAAGGCUAAAGGGAAGGGAGAGAACACGAGCCGGGGUGGGACGGACAAGAAGGCUGAUUUGAGAAAGAAGAGCCUACGGAGACUGUAG